Molecule: messenger RNA, 1177 nt
Organism: Ciona intestinalis (vase tunicate)
Lineage: Eukaryota; Metazoa; Chordata; Ascidiacea; Phlebobranchia; Cionidae
Source: RefSeq, a predicted model, not a curated record
AUGAACAUAUGUAUUUUAGAUAUUUUGAAAAAGUUUAACCCACAAGUGAAGGGUUAUUCCACUGGUACCGAUCUCAAAACACGAGAUCUUUGGUUCAACGCUGCAAUAGCUGGUGCAAGAUCGAGAGGCAUACCGGACCAAGCGCGAGAACUGAUCGGCCGCAUGCAGAACGACUCGAGAACAAAUUUUGAAAACGAUUGGAAAGUGGUCACAAUUUUCAUCGGUGGAAACGACUUGUGUGCGCUAGAUAGAGACCCUGUCGGUGCUUCACCUGAAAGUUAUAUUAAAACGCUGGAAGAAGGACUUGACAUUUUACACGCAGAAAUGCCAAGAACGCUUGUGAACCUCGUGGAGAUUUUGGACAUUUACCUACUACCACAAGUAGCGCAUGGUUUUGGAUCUACAGCUGCAUGUAGAGCUGCACAAGCGACAGAAUGUAACUAUGUCUCGACAGCGAACGACACUGAGUUGGAAGUUAUAAAAGUGAUCAACGAUGAAUACCAGAGACAAACAGAGGAAUUGAUCGCAACUGGAAAAUAUGACACGAAGGAUGAUUUCACUGUCGUUAUACAACCGUUUAUAAAAGACACUGUGUUGCCGUACACCGAGGACGGUCAGGUGGAUUCGACAUAUUUUGCGCCCGAUUGCUUUCACUUCAGCACUAAAGGUCACGCCAUGGCCGCGGUAAACUUAUGGAACAAUAUGAUGGAACCAGUCGGAUCGAAAACAACAGUUUGGGGAAUAACAGACUUGAAAUGUCCAACGCAGGAGAAUCCUUACAUAUUCACAAGCAAAAACAGCAAACCAGCCAUAGUUCCUACCGACAGCCCAACAACAACAACGACAACAACAAAACCAACAACAACUAAAAAGCCGGCAGCCACAUCACCAGCACAAACCGAUCCUACAGUAGUUUGCAAUGAAACUUGCUCUCAAGUCGUUCCGGACUGGGGCAUCGCUUUGCUCGUGGUCACCGGCGUAGCAUUGCUGCUUCAGAUGUUAGUGGUUAUUUGCAUUACGUCGAGAAAGCACUCGAAACCGAAAGCAGCCGAAGUUUACAAAAAUGGAAUCGCGUUGUAGCGGGGCCUAUUAUGUCGGUCAACAAUUAUGUAUAUAAACAAGACGUAAUAACGUAGCAUGUUUGUUAUAGCUGUAAUAAAUUCCAAAACGACUCUGA